CCUAAACUUAGCAGCUAACAAGACAUCUCACCAUGUUGGGAACACUCAUAGGUGCUGAAGUAGGAGCAGCCGUGGGUGUGGGAGCUGCACCUGUAGCCCUGACUGCCAUGGGCUUCACAGGGACAGGAAUAGCAGCAGCAUCCAUAGCAGCCAAGAUGAUGUCAGCAGCAGCCAUCGCCAAUGGGGGUGGAGUUGCAGCAGGAAGCCUGGUGGCCACACUGCAGUCAGUGGGUGUCGUUGGACUCUCUACAUCAACCAACAUGAUCCUGGGUACUGUUGGGGCAGCUGCUGCAGUCUUGCUUUGAACUUAAAAGAAAACACAUCUACCAGUGGACCCCCAAAGGAAUAUACGGAGUAUCUAGGAGACAGUGUACCCCAAGAUGAUCUUCCAAGUCUCUCACUGACAUCAGAGAAAAAACUGAAAAAUAAAGACCUUUUGCUGGUGUCCCUA
Molecule: messenger RNA, 451 nt
Organism: Arvicola amphibius (Eurasian water vole)
Lineage: Eukaryota; Metazoa; Chordata; Mammalia; Rodentia; Cricetidae
Product: interferon alpha-inducible protein 27-like protein 2A
Exons: 4
Coding region: 33-305 (90 amino acids)
Biological process (GO): apoptotic signaling pathway
Cellular component (GO): mitochondrion; membrane
Source: RefSeq, a predicted model, not a curated record